Parathielavia appendiculata is the source of this 6573-nucleotide messenger RNA. Its product is annotated as Not1-domain-containing protein. Lineage: Eukaryota; Fungi; Ascomycota; Sordariomycetes; Sordariales; Chaetomiaceae. The record is from RefSeq and is a predicted model, not a curated record. Gene Ontology annotation, molecular function: molecular adaptor activity. Gene Ontology annotation, cellular component: CCR4-NOT core complex; P-body. Gene Ontology annotation, biological process: negative regulation of translation; nuclear-transcribed mRNA catabolic process, deadenylation-dependent decay. The coding region runs from base 1 to 6573 and encodes 2190 amino acids. The transcript has 4 exons.
AUGGUGCCUCAACCCCGACCGGGAACCUUCUCGCCGAGCCCAGCCCAGCCCAUCAUCACUGGCAUCGCCCACUCUCCCCAUCCCUCUCACGCCGGCGCGCUGAGUGCGGGUGCUAGCCCCAGUACCAGCAGCCCAACCGGGUCAAAUUCCCUGACCAAGAUUGCAGUCGCCCAGGUCUACCUCCUUCUGAGCACCAUCAAGGAGGACAAGGACGAUCCCCGCAAGUGGGAAUCACAAAUCGAGUCCUUGCGCAAGCUGCUCGAUGAACACGGCAUGGAGGUGUUUACGAGAUACUUUGCGCGCCUCGUGGUCGCAAAUGCGUCCCAGAUAUUUCCGGGCCCCAACAGGCCUGUAGUAAACCCAGGGAACCACCAUCUCCUCGUCGCCGAGAUGCGGAAGCUGUCCCACGAUUUUGCCCAGGCCAGGAAGAUCGCCGAGUCUAUCGAAACCGGCACCGAAGAUAUCUUCCGCGACUUCGACCUGUCCACCUUCAUGGAACAUUUUCAAUUGGAUGCUCUUGAAAAGACCCUUUUGGCCCUCGCCUUUAAGCUUGGCUCUCGGACCGACUUGAAAACCAGAGCUGAUGCCAUCCUCUCCACGAACUUCCCGACAUUUGUCAACAUCUUGAGCCAGCCAAAUGGAGAGCAUGCUGAUCUCGAGCCUGAUUUCGUCGCCGAGCUUCUCGACCGCUUCAUUCAAGUCCACCCGCCAAACUUCAAUGCCGCCGCGAAGCGAGAAUUGGAGCACAAGGUGCAACUCCGAUACGCUCAGUCUCAGGAUGCCAAGCCGGCCCCGUCCCAGGUCCUGGCCGCCCUGGAUCUAGUGCGAAUGCUUGCCGACAAACCGCCCAAUGCCCUUGCGCUGUUCAUCCACCGGACCGGAUCUGUGUUGACACAGGACGAGGAGAUCUGCACCGGUUACCUCCAAAAUCGGCCCGCCAACAUCCACCUCAGCGAAGAGCAAGUGUCGGUAGCCUUGAUGUACACGACCAUCAGCCAAACCCCGUGUUAUAACCCUUCGGUUCUAGUUGCUUCGCUCAGGCGUAUCCUGCCCGACGGCUUCAGGUGGCAGGACGUGGUGUCGUACUUUGACCACAGCGGGGCUCGGGUCACGUCGGCCCAGUUUCUGCGCCUGUACAACGCGCUGUUGCCGAUAGCACGGGAGGACAGCGACAGGUUCGACAUCCAGCGCUUAUGGGGCGGGGAGUGGGAGAAUCCGGAAACCCAGCUCUCCUUCAUCUGCGCCUUCGCAUCCCUCAAGCCGGAACAGCUGGAUGCCACGACGAUUCCGGGGCUCAAGCCCACUUUCACGGUACAGGAGUACGCGCAGUCUCCUCCGCCAGUUCGAGAAACGGCAGCAUAUGCUGUAAAGCACCCCCUCGUCUCAGAAGCCGCGCUUUCUGCCGUCUUCAACGUUGCGCUCCACUCAAUGCACGCCUCGCAAAGCAUCGAAGCCAAGCGCCUCUUCCAAAACGUGGUCAUUCAUAACCUGGCCAUCUUUGUCGUCUCGGCAUUCGGAGUGCCAAAGCCCUGGCCCAGCAUGGCCGAAGAUACGCUCGUGUCUCUGUUUGAUAACUUUCUCCCAAGAUCGCCCGAGGCCGACUUCGUCAUGGACAGCCUUUGGAGGAGGGACAAGGAGUGGGUGAAGCAGCGGCUCAUAGAUGCACACGCCCUGAAGCCCAUUAGUCUGCCGCUCAUCUUUGACCACGCGGUGCGCCAGAAUUGGCUCGACGAGCUUGUCUACCUCCCCAACGGAUUUGGGCUCGACCUGACCGCCCUGGCGCAUGCCGAAGGAUACCUGGAUCUACAGCAGUGGGCUCGGAGAAACGCCGACAGGAGUCCCGAGAUGGCCAGGGCGCUUCUGCAGUUCUUGUUAAUAAAGGCAAACUUCGAGCUCCAAUACCAGCGCCCUCCAGAUGGCCAACCACCCGUCAAGGCGAGCACGACCCUGCAGGUCAGGACCGUUCACGCGCUGCUCCAGAUAUUGGAAGAGUUCCUCCCCAAGUCGCCCAUGCAAGACUUGAUCUUGGUUCAGCGAACCUGCAUCACCGUGUAUCCAAGGCUCAUCAACUAUGGGGAAGGCUUCGACGACAUCAUCGACGCCAACGGCCGUGACGGCAAUGCGCUGCCAUUGGCCGCUAAUGCCAAGAUGGAGGAGCAUUACAAGAAGAUGUAUGGCGACGAAAUACAAGUCCGCCAUGUGGUCGACAUUCUGGAGCGGUACAAGCGCUCUCGCGACCCCUUGGAUCAAGACAUUUUUGCGUGCAUGAUACACGGCCUGUUCGACGAGUACGCACACUACGUCGAUUACCCUCUUGAAGCACUGGCGACGACAGCAGUCUUGUUUGGUGGAAUAAUUUCCCACAAGCUGGUCUCCGAUCUCCCGCUCCAGGUUGGGCUAGGCAUGGUCCUCGAAGCCGUCCGAGACCAUCGCCCCGACGAGUCGAUGUACAAAUUUGGAUUGCAGGCUCUUAUGCAGCUCUUUGGUCGCCUCCGUGAGUGGCCAGGUUUCUGCGCUCAGCUCCUUCAAAUUCCCGGCUUGCAAGGAACCGAGGCCUGGAAGAAGGCUGAAGAGGUGGUUCGGGAACACGACGAAGAGCUUGCCCGCUCGCGUAACGGCGCCGGCAUCGCCACUCCGGGCAUGCUUGGCCACGACAAGCUGACCAACGGCAGUGUCGAAGACGGCCUGGUCUCGGAGCAGCACCCGCCACCCUUCGCCUCUGUGAACGUGGAUCCGCCUCCACCGGGCGCCGUGUAUGAGGACCCGAGCGAAGAAGCUCAAGGCAAAAUUCAAUUCGUGCUCAACAACCUCACGGAUACGACGCUGCAGUCCAUGUUCAAAGAACUCCGGGACAUGCUGGAGGCGAAGCACCAGCAGUGGUUCGCCAGCCAUCUGGUUGAAGAGCGUGCGAAAAUGCAGCCGAACUACCACCACGUGUACCUCGAGCUGGUCAAGCAAUUCGAGAAUAAAUUGCUGUUGGCGGAGGUCCAGCGAGAGACGUACAUCAGCGUAUCGCGCAUGCUCAACUCAGAGCUGACGAUGCAAAACUCGACCGAACGCACACACCUCAAGAACCUCGGGGGCUGGCUCGGUCUCCUGACUCUCGCGCGUGACAAACCGAUCAAGCACAAGAAUAUCGCUUUCAAGCAGCUUCUCAUCGAGGCUCACGAUACCAAGCGGCUCAUUGUUGUCAUCCCCUUUGUCUGCAAGGUUCUGAUCCAAGGAGCCAACUCGAAUGUCUUCAGACCGCCCAAUCCUUGGCUGAUGGAUAUUAUCCAUCUCCUGAUUGAGCUCUAUCACAAUGCAGAGUUGAAGCUAAACCUCAAGUUCGAGAUUGAGGUGCUGUGCAAGGGCCUCAACCUGGACCACAAAGCCAUUGAGCCCUCUGGAGAAAUCCUCAAUCGAGCCCCGGUUGAGGAGAUGGGCGACAUGCUCGGGCCCGAGCUUCUGGAUAAUUUCGAAAGCCUCUCUCUCAAUGGCAUGACCGGCGUCAACAGCACGCUCUCCUCUCACCCAGCCUUCGCCAUUCCAGAUCUUGGUCCGAACCUGUCGAUCCCUCAGACAGAGGUCGUCAGCGCUGCCAAGUUGCACGAGAUUGUCCGCCAAGCCUUGACUCGAGCGUUGCAGGACAUUAUCCAACCCGUGGUGGAUCGUUCUGUGACCAUCGCUGCCAUAUCGACGCACCAAAUGGUCCGCAAGGACUUUGCCACCGAACCCGACGAGAAUCGGGUGCGGACAGCGGCUAUCAACAUGGUCAAGAGAACGGCCGGCAGCCUGGCACUCGUCACGUCCAAAGAGCCGCUGCGCGCAAACCUCGCCAAUUACCUGCGCAACCUCUCGGCCGACUUGCCUCAAGGGUUGCCCGAGGGCAUCAUCAUGCUGUGUGUUAACUCCAACCUUGAUCUGGCCUCUAGCGUAAUUGAGAAGUGUGCCGAGGAGCGCGCGGUACCCGAGAUUGAAGAGAUGAUGGAGCCAGAGUUGGAGGCGCGCCGUCGCCAUAGACUCCAACGGCCUUCGGACCCCUAUAUCGACCAUGGACUGAGUCGCUGGGCGAUGACCAUUCCUCACCCGUACAAGCUCCAGCCUAACCUCGGUGGUCUCAAUGCUGAGCAGAUGGCUAUCUACGAUGACUUUGCCCACCAGUCGAGGGCAAACUCUGCGGCGGCAGCCCCUUCGCACGUGCCAACGACGUCGGCUACCAGAUCCCUGGCCAACGAGGCUCUCGGUGAUCAGUUCAGCGGUGUCAGCAACAUGCCCACCCCAACCGAGACGCCGUCCAUGUCCCACCUUGGGGUGCAGCUUCAACAUUACCCUCAAGCUCACGUUGGUCUAGCGAAUGGCCGGCAGGUGGCCAUCAAUCAGAUUGACUCUCGAAGCGUCGCCGAGAGGAUCAACAAGCUGCUGGAGCAGCUGACAUCGGCCGCGUCCAACACGUCCGAGGGUCAUUUCAGCGACCUGCCCCGGUCUCACCCGGUCCUGGAUCUCGUUGACGCCCUGGUCCAACUGGUUAUCAAGACUCAGCAAACAUCGGAGGAGUUUGCAGCCUACGCCGCGAACCAGAUCGCCCAAUUGCUUUUCCGCCAACCGGAGGGAGAGCUGCUGCUGGAAUGCCUGGUCCACGUUCUCGAGACCCUCAGGAAGAUUGCGGGGCCUAUGACAAGCGAGCAGAUCCGCCAGCUCUUCCAUCAGCAACCUGGCCAAUUGUUCCUCAACCUCCCAUUAAUUACUGCGCUGCUGCCUACGGACCUCCUCGAUUGGAGAAGCAUCGACGCGGCGACGGCUAAGCUUCUUCAGCAGCGGAAAGAAGGGUCAAUAACAUUCCUCGAGCAGCUUAUGGACCUGACGCUCCUCAAUGAUAGCCCACUCGCUCUCUAUGCCGAUUUCGUGCGCAGCUUAGAGGAGGCUUGGUCGUGGAUCAUGGAGGAUCCAGAUGUGCCGGGCGGAGCGCGCUUCAAGUCCAAGGUGCUGGCUCCGGCACCUGAGCGGCCCGCCAAUCUGAGCAACGAGGAACUGGCUGCCAUGCACUCCGAACAGAUGGACUAUGUCUUCGAAGAAUGGAUAAAUCUCUGCAACAAUCGCUCUGCUACCGACAGGUCAUCCAUGAUCUUUGUCCAGCAAAUGCACACUCGCAGCGUCGUCAGCAACAAGGAAGAUUUCCUGCUUUUCACUCGCCAAGCCUUGGACAGGUCUGUCGAACGGUUUGAGCAGUGCAUCCAAUCCGGCGGCGGCUUAACAGAAGCCUACCAGGCCAUUGAGGCGCUGGUUAAGAUGGUCAUGAUCUUCGUCAAAGCGCAUCUGGACGACGAGAAUAAAAAUCAAUCAGAUGGUGUGGCUUUCUUCGACUCGAUUCUGUCUCUUGGCGUGUUGGUUCUGAGCAAUCAUCACGUCAAGCGGGAGGAGAGCUUCAAUCAGCGAGUCUUCUUUCGGUUCUUCUCGCUCAUCCUGCACGAGGUGGCAGAUCUGACGGGGCAUCUUACCGAGAGCGACCAUCAGCGGAUUGUGUUGAAGUUCGCGGCCCGUCUUUAUGAUCUGCGAUUAACCUUGUACCCAGGAUUCAUCUUUGGGUGGAUCGACCUUUUGACACACCGCAGCUUCUUGCCCAUGAUUCUCCGGCUGCCGGAGGAGGCAGGAUGGGAACCCUUCACCAGAUUGCUCACCCAGUUCUUCUCGUACGUGGGAGACCUCCUGAAGCCCUUCGACGUCUCGACCCUUGCCAAAGGCCUGUAUCACGGCGUUUUGAGGCUGUUGGUUGUCCUCCAUCACGAUUUCCCCGAAUACCUGGCUGCGAAUCACGUCGAGCUGUGUCUGAGCCUGCCGCCCCAUGUGACGCAGCUCAUCAGCUUCAUCCUCGCGGCGACUCCGCCUGCAUUCAACCAGCUGGCCGAUCCGUAUCAGCCGGGGCUCAAGGUGGAUAGGAUCCCCGAGAUGAAAGACGCGCCGCCCUCGACGUUCGAUUCGGCCGGCGUACUGCGGAGGAUCGGCCUGCUGGAUAUUCUGGAGCACGCAUUGCAGCACGGUCCGUCGGAGGACGCGAUCGCGCAAAUUAGCCAUGCCAUCAGCAGGGUCGAAGGAGACGAUUAUACCUUUGGUCACGUUCCCAUGGCGGUAAACCGCCGGGUCAUCGAUGCGGUGAUUGCGCAGUUCCCCCGUUUCGCCGUCGCCCGCGCCGCCUCCAAGAGCGAUACCCCAAUUUUUGUCCUCGGCGCCUCGGACAUCAAGACACUGCACAUGCUCGUCGCCGAGGUGUCGGCCGAGGCGAGGUACUACCUUGUUAGGAGCAUGGUCAACCAGCUCCGGUUCCCGAACGCGUCGACCAACUACUUCAGUCACGCGCUCCUUGACAUCUUUGGCCAGGGGGACAUGUCGGACCCGGAGGAGAUGGACAUUCGCCAGCAGGUCGUGCGCGUCUUGUUGGAGAGGCUGGUGGGGUACUGGCCGCAGCCGUGGGGGCUGAUGAUCAUGACGCUGGAGCUGAUCAAGAAUGAGAGGUAUCACUUCUUUGAGCUGCCGUUUAUCAAGGCGACGCCAGAGGUCGCCCAACGGUUUGCUGAGCUGCUACGCCCUGCUGCAUAG